AUGGAGCCAUCGUAUGAAAUCUACCGCUGGGUCGUCGACAGUGUAAUUGUGCCGCCUGUAUCACCGGCCCUAGAACAGGAAAGCCGUCAGGUCCUGCAAUAUCGAAACUACCUGUCUACUGCCUGUCUUCCGUUUCCAAUGCCGGAAAGAGGCAAAGGCUUUCACACUCGCGGUGCCUGGUAUCGUCAGAUAAACCCUGCCACGUCUCUCCUCCAAGUCAACAAACAAGUCAAUGCAGAAGUCACCCGAUUUCUUCAACACCUACGCAUCACCGACUACUCUGUUCAUAUCAUGUAUGUCAAGGGUUUAGGCGUUUUCCCAAUCUGGUCUAUCUCGGCUCUGCCAAAAUCGCCGUAUAUCAACUCAGUCCAUGCCAUCUUAAGAACCUCAGAUGGGCCCGCAGCUGUGCCAGGCCAUUCCCGAGACGAACCAGGACUCGGCCCUGGGUGGAAUCCCAGCCCUGGAUGGAAGUGCAACAAUGUCUUUCUAACUUACUUGGAGGGGCUGCUUUCAACACUGUUCAAUCGUGGGCCGGGAUUCUUGGACCGCAGCCUCAUUCAUCUUGAAGAAGACGACAGCAUCGCUCCCAGAUAUGUAGUCGAUCAUCUCAUCAUUAACAUUGUUUCGCGCACUAAUACUAAUGCCUCUGGCCGGAACAACAUGCUGGGUAGAAAUAAUGAAUCCCAGGCCAUCUGCGGCCGGUUAGUUUUACUGAAAGGGAAAGGGAAAGACAAGGACCCGCUGACACCUGAGGAUCGGCUGGCGACAGUCAUGAUAUGGCUCCUAGAAAAGAUCCUGGGCCCUGAAGCGUACCUGCCACACAUUGGAAUGAUGGUAAUUGAACAGAUUAUUAGCUCGUUGAUUUUCAUGGUGAACGGAAAAGAAGUUUAUACGAUCGAUAUCGAAGAAAGACUGCAGCAGUGGAGAACAGAGCGUCUGGCCAAGGAGCAUCCUAAAGUGCAGGAGUACCAGGAAUGGAGACACUGGGUGGAUGGAAGGCGAGAGAGAAUGAAGGAGGGCCUUGAAUUGGAUAACACGAGGCCUCCCCAUAUCGAUCUCUGGGGGGGGCUUUGGGGUCGACGAGUUGGAGCCCGUUUCUAG
Messenger RNA from Clonostachys byssicola, 1101 nucleotides. The record is from the annotation of a GenBank genome assembly. NCBI's taxonomy places the organism in Eukaryota, Fungi, Ascomycota, Sordariomycetes, Hypocreales, Bionectriaceae.